AGUUACAUUCCUGAAGCUGGCGAUAAAACUAGAGUGUUGUGUCCGAAUUCCAAAUCGUUCCAUAGCGGAGUUUACGUGAGGAAUCGAACUCGUGCAUGGCGAUAUGAUGCCAACUCGUCAGUAGCGUCACUUGCGAAUUGAAAUAGAUAAACGGCGGACGCGCGAUGGCCGACUCGUCCUACGAGAAAGGACUGACCGAAUUGUCGAAGAUGAAGGUGGCUGAUUUAAGAGUUGAAUUAAAGCAACGAGGACUUCCCACUACGGGCAAUAAAAAUGAGUUGGUAGAAAGACUCCAACUAGCAAUCCAUGGAGAUUCUGCAUUGUCGUUGGAUGAAACUACAGAAGAAAUUUUAGAUGAAGAUGAAGUACUUGGUGAUGAAGAAAUAGAAGAAUUAUCGAGUAAGCCGGAUUCACAGGAGAUUCCUGAAAAGCGAAAAUUGUCCAUAGAGAGCAACAAUACUAAUGCAAAAAAGAUAGUGCUGAAUCGCAAACCUGUACUGGAGGAAAUAAAAAAUGACCAAGUAGAAAAGAAAGAAAAUAAAACUGUGAAAGUGCCCGAAAUCACACCACCAGAAAAAAAGAUUAUUAAACUAUCAGAGCUCAGCACAAAAGAGAGAUUAGAAAUGAGGGCUAAGAAGUUUGGAAUGCCGUUAUCCGAGGCAGCAAAAAAGGAGGCUAGAUUAGCUCGUUUUAACAGUAAUCAAAAUAACAAGUCAGCUGCAUCUAUAAAGACACCCGUGCCUACUACAUACGAAGUAUUGAAGAAACGCGCGGAAAGAUUUGGAAGCUCAGUGUCAACCUUAAUGGAAAAAGCUGAAUUGGCUGAACGAUUGGAGAAAAGAAAGGCUAGAUUCGGUGAAGUGAAGCCCGUCGAGAAUAAAAUAUCUAAGAAUAAAAUUAAGAUUGUUAAAUGAUACUCGGUGUUAUAUACUAAAGCGACGAUUUAGAUUACAAUUCUUAAUUUAAGUUUUCUUAUUUUCAAUAAAGCUAUUAUACAUAUA
Molecule: messenger RNA, 1001 nt
Organism: Pogonomyrmex barbatus (red harvester ant)
Lineage: Eukaryota; Metazoa; Arthropoda; Insecta; Hymenoptera; Formicidae
Product: SAP domain-containing ribonucleoprotein
Biological process (GO): poly(A)+ mRNA export from nucleus
Cellular component (GO): nucleus
Source: RefSeq, a predicted model, not a curated record